This is a messenger RNA of Daldinia loculata, 1928 nucleotides long. RefSeq lists its product as uncharacterized. The coding region runs from base 1 to 1518 and encodes 505 amino acids. The record is from RefSeq and is a predicted model, not a curated record. The transcript has 3 exons. NCBI's taxonomy places the organism in Eukaryota, Fungi, Ascomycota, Sordariomycetes, Xylariales, Hypoxylaceae.
AUGCCUCCUCUCACUAGAAAACGCAAGGCUCUAGAAGCCGCAGCACAACAGGCUCCAGUACAGACACAACCGGAGACCAAGCAGUCCGUCGAAGAACCUUCUUCAAAACGUCAGAAACUAACUGAUCCGUUCAAGAGGAUCGAUCCCUUCCGCCCCCAUUCUCCCCCUCCUAAGACUGUGAUUCGCCGCCACAGCCUGGCAACCAAGUUAAAACAACCGUUGCCAGUAGUAUUCUUUACUAUACCAGCAACCAACCCUUCUAACCAGGUUUCUGCUAGGGGUCGGAGCAGCAACGAUUUGAACACAAUAAUGCUAACUAAGUCUCUAUUCGAGUACGCAGACAAAUAUGGCGCUGCUGCAUUGCCUACCAAGGAGGCCCUUAACGCCUGGUUAGAAGAAAAUAAAGAUAUCUUCAUCCAGGCUCGAAAAGAGGGGUAUCAUCAGCAAGUCACUUCAGCACAAUCACCACAAAAUCCACCUCGCGCUGCGACUCAACCUGGUGUCUUCCUUGAGACGGCAGCCCCCCAACAUAACCCUGCAGCCAGACAUCAUGCCCCCCAGCGGCGCGCCGUCCCUGCUACUAACCGAAUAAUUAUCUACAGGGCAAUCCGCACCGCUCGCCACACUGCGGCUCAUAUCUUGAGUCAAGCUGCUGCAAUCCUUGAGGGCCCAGCGGUAGAACUAGGCAUUAUGCACGAGGGAGGGCAGCAGAUUCAGCAGCAGCCGACGCCCGUAGAGGCGAUAACAGUUCAUGGCGAAGAAAAUAAGAGAGAAGACGACGUUGUCCAAGAAAAGGAAAUAACCGCAGUCAAAAAUAAAACAGAGCCCAUCCGGGUCAGACCAGUGGCACCGCCGUUAGACACGCGCUUCUUUCAUCCAAAUGGCCAGUUGCAGUCCGUGUAUCGGUAUCUGACAGCGCAAAUCCCACUACCAAGACAAUGGGUGCGAUGGGCUCUCAAUAACGGAAUCAACAAAGUGCCAGGGCGCGGAGAUAUCCGCGAGCCCGGGGUGUAUGUCGCAGAGGACACAUUCGACUACGAUGCCCUGUUUGAGGCGGUUCACCGUGGUUGUUUCCGGACCGGCCGGUUCGAGAUCGACGGGUUUAGCGAGUACUGGCCCAUGGUACGAGGACAUAGAGACAGUACGACGGUAGAUCUAGCCUUGCAUCACCUCCCGGCUCACCUAUCGUCGCUCGAGCGUACGGAGCUUGAUGAGAAAGAAGUACAGAAGUCAAAUACACCAACGCCAGAGCCCGCUCCCGUAUUAGAGACAGGGAUAGAGGCACAGAUCGUCUUCGCCACCCCGGCCGCCGCCCGCGAGACCUUCUUCCGAAACGAGUUCCAGCCCACUUUGGUGAUUAUGGACGAGAACGCGCGCAUGAGAGAGCUCACCACCGUCAUGUGCAUCUCUUCUUUCCCUACGGCCAAGCUUCUUCAUGCUGCUCGGGGAUCCUCGACAGCUACCGCCAUUAGCAACAACAACAGUGGAGACAUAACGGCAAUUACGCUCCAACUAUAAGUUGGAAGAACUAGCUGCUUAGCGAAUUAGCUUACCCAAUGAUGCUUGCGCCACGCGGCCCGGAAAAGGUCAAAUUGGACUCAGAGGAUUAUCCGACAACCGUGCCAUGGCUUAAGGCAUACAUUGCCUUGAGACGGUACUUUGACCAGCGAAAGAACCGCACGUCUAACUAUCACGGCAAAGGAGCCGUCCUAGUAGCUGCGGUUUCCUAUGCACACCAUUCAUGGAUAGGGAAACAAUGCACCUUGUGUAUCAUAGCAGGCGUACCUGACAACAUACCUGACAACAUAUAUGGUGUUAAAGAUAUUAUGGACAAUGUCAGCAACGACGCGUAGUGGCGAUAGUCCCUUUGACGCGGAUAUGGCCAAUCCUUACGGAUGAGUCUAUACCAUACCAUCUAAUUAGGACGG